AUGAACGGAAACUCACUACCUUCAGCUGCGGCCGCCGCACCGAAUGGUCCACGACCAUCUCCCGCAGGCGUCUCUCCAGCAAACCUGCCUGGAGGCCCACCAGUUGGUCCAAAUGGCCAACCUCCCCGACCCCGACGCCGCCGCCCUCCACCGACCGAUCCCAUGCGCCCUGUGUACCGACCCAUGAAGACUAUCACCAAGCCUAUGGUGACUUUGACUCAGAUGAACGAACGUGCUGGAGAUACCCAUACUGCAGUAGCGAACAAUGAUGGCACGAAGUCUGUGGAGCAGCUGAAGCAGGAGUACCUUAGCCAGGGCGCGAUAUCUUUCCCGCUUGUGCUCACGCGACGCGAUAUGAGAGAUAUGCGCCAUCACGUCAUGAGGCUAGCAGCCAAAGGCAAAAUUGAUAUUCAAGAUGAAGCACAGUUCACUCCACCGAUUCGAUUGCAUCGUCGUGACCCUCGUGCCCCACCCAGCGGUGCUGGCUCUCACUUCGAAGAAGAGGAAACGAAGGAAGACAUCGAAGAAUUAAAGGAGCGCGAGCGGAUUGAACUCGCGAAAGAAGAGCGACGCAAGGCGCGCGAGGAGACAUUGUCGAAAAUCGCACCAUCGGCUACGAAGAAGCCUCAGGCUUUCCAAAAGAAAACUGAACAGAAGUUUCGCCCGGACGACACUCCAGAAGCCGAAAAACGUCGUCUUCUCAAAUACGAGGAAACUUUGCCUUGGCAUCUCGAGGACUUUGACAACAAGCAGACUUGGUACGGAACUUAUGAAUCGGAACUCUCCGAGGCCCACGUCAUGCUCACUACCGCCUGGAACGGCGACCAAGGCGACGUCAUUCAGAUGGUCCCAUUAGAGCGAUGGUACAAGUUCCAGGUGAAAGGAAAAGUAAAAGCUGCUACUGCUGAUGAGGUCGAAGAAGCUUGGAAAAAGAUGGAGAAAGUACCAAGGUUCCUGAGCAACAUAGAACAAAUCAGUCUGAAGAGAGAACGUGAUCAGGAACAGCGAGCGCGAGGGCUAGGCAGAGACAAAUUGAGAACCCGUGUAGGUGGAGGUGGUGAUGAUGAGGGCGCCAUUCGACGACGGGGUGGAGGCGACGAGGAUGACGACAUUCCUUACAUCAAGGCCGAAGCGGAUGCUGACGACAUCGAUUUCAAUAUGGAGGAAGAUUUUGCCGACGACGAGGAAGGCCUGAACGGUCUUUUCGAAGGUGAAGAAGACGAUGUCAAAGAGUCACACGAGAAGAUGAAGCGUGAGCAACUUGGCGCUGGAGGCAUCUUCGAACUUCGCAAUGAAGAGGAAGUCUAUCGCCAGGAAGAGAAAGAGAGAGCUGAGGCUGAAAUGGCCAAGAAGCUUGAGAAGAGCAUGCGUAAAGCUUUGACCAAGAGGGAGAAGCUUUAUGAAUAUGCCAAUGACUCUGACUCUAAUCCUUACGCCUCUUCUUCUAGUGACUCUGACAGUGAUUCUGAGACUGAACGCCAGCGAGCCAAGGAGGAAGAAGAGCGAAAGGCUGCUGAGCAGAAUGGAAAGAAUGCCGAUGCAGAUAAGCUUGCAUCGGGUGCCUCCACGAAGGGAUCCAACACGCCAUCCGGUGCGCACAAGCCUGUCGAUUUGAACAAAAAGAAACGACCAGGCUCUCCAAACUUGUCUGAAGCAAGCGGCAAUGAGUCUUCUCGCAAGAAGCAUAAGAAGAAGCACGAGAGAAACGCCGACGGCUCACGGAAGUCUGCCCUCAUUAACGAUAGCAAGCGAGGAGCUGGCUCCGGGAGUGAAAGCGAGAUGACCGAUACCGGGAAAUCGAAGAAGAGCAAGGAUAAAUCGAAGCUCAAGUUCAAGUUGGGAUCGGGAAGUACACCGAGUGGUAGUCCCACGGGUAGCCGUGCAAGCAGUCCAGCUGCUACCCAGCUUAAUGGAAGCAGAGCAGGGAGUCCCGCUGCCUCGAGCCCUGGAGCUUCAGCAACAACCCAAAAAGCCUUGCCAUCUGCCAGCGAAAUCUAUAAAGCUAUUCCUGCCGAAGGCAUGACUAUCCAAGGUCUCAUUGCCAUUUUCAAGGGGCGCGUUGGAGCGAGCAAUACCCAGCUUUUCAUUCGCCUAGUGAGGUCUGUUGCGAAUUUUGAUAAAGCCCGUGGUCGUGUCUUCCCCCUACCAGAGAUGCCAUCUGAAACUCAAAUUGAGGCUAUCAUGAAACGGCAUACCCAGGGUGCACCUAAGAGUGCCGCGGCAAGCCCAUCCUAA
This is a messenger RNA of Aaosphaeria arxii CBS 175.79, 2235 nucleotides long. RefSeq lists its product as uncharacterized. The transcript is spliced from 2 exons. The record is from RefSeq and is a predicted model, not a curated record. NCBI's taxonomy places the organism in Eukaryota, Fungi, Ascomycota, Dothideomycetes, Pleosporales. Bases 1 to 2235 code for a protein of 744 amino acids. Gene Ontology annotation, cellular component: transcription factor TFIIF complex; nucleus. Gene Ontology annotation, molecular function: TFIIF-class transcription factor complex binding; DNA binding; RNA polymerase II general transcription initiation factor activity. Gene Ontology annotation, biological process: transcription initiation at RNA polymerase II promoter; positive regulation of transcription elongation by RNA polymerase II.